Messenger RNA from Adineta steineri, 279 nucleotides. The record is from the annotation of a GenBank genome assembly. NCBI's taxonomy places the organism in Eukaryota, Metazoa, Rotifera, Eurotatoria, Adinetida, Adinetidae.
AUGAGCCUACAAACUCGAACAGUUACCAUCUCGAGUAUUACACCAUCUCUCUUCGAUCAGCUUCGUCGUGAACAUGGCGAAACACUCUCAUGUCCAUGCUCGAAAAUUACUAUACCCUACAAUGAAUUCGUUACCAAUAAUGUUUCAUUUCAUCCUCUUUGUUCAAGUCUUUUUGUCAGUCAACAAUGGAUUGAAGCACUUUAUUUGUUUGAUUCAAGUAUAUAUUUACCGAUGGAUUUUCGAACAACGGGUAGUACUCAAGUAAGUAAAGAUUUGUAA